Molecule: messenger RNA, 542 nt
Organism: Saccostrea cuccullata (small rock oyster)
Lineage: Eukaryota; Metazoa; Mollusca; Bivalvia; Ostreida; Ostreidae
Product: platelet endothelial aggregation receptor 1-like
Exons: 3
Coding region: 201-542 (113 amino acids)
Source: RefSeq, a predicted model, not a curated record
CUGUGCAAUUGGAACAUUCCGGAAAAUAAUAAUCUUUUGUCCAGUGUUGAUGUAAAAGUUAUGCAAACGUUUCCGUGUCAACCACUUCGUCAGGAUACAGCUCUAAACUGCGCAAAUUAGAAAACUCAUAUAUGUAAUUGAUUCAACUCAAACAUAAGUAUUUUAAUCAAACAUUUGAAUGGCACUAAGGAAAUUAGAAAAUGGAAAAUAUUUUGUAUUUUCCUAAGAGACUGUUAAAUUCAUGGCGUGGUAGAAAUGUGGGUUUGGCAUUAUUGGUUAUCACAUUAAAUGCAGAAACAGUUAGUAAGGGAAACUGUGUAAACAAUCGGUACGUAGAAGCAGGAGGGGAGUGCUGUACAAACUUCUAUCCGAGCAAUGGUGAAUGUAUUGCGUGUCCCGCUGGAUCCUACGGGGACAACUGUUCGACAACCUGCCCUUCCCCGUCUUACGGAGAGAACUGUGGCCACCAGUGUCAUUGUAGUUCCUGGGAGGAAUGUAGUCCCUUCAAAGGCUGUGUCAAGAUAACUACUAGUAAACAUUAA